AUGAGAGAAGAAGAUAAUUCCUCGGAUCAUAGUAGUGUCGAAUUCAUCAUGAAAGAUCACCACCAUCAACAUCAACCUCCAUCUUCUUCUUCUCUUCCCGGAAAAAAGAGAAAAGAAACCGAAUCAUCAUCAUCAGGUAUCAUCAACAACGAUAACAACAACACUCCUCGUGCUUGUACUGAAUGCGGCAAGAAAUUCUGGUCAUGGAAAGCUCUUUUCGGUCACAUGCGCUGUCAUCCUGAACGUCAAUGGCGCGGUAUCAAUCCUCCUCCAAAUUUCCGACGACACCAACAACAGCAUUAUCGACAACAACCGUAUACUCACAGUCACAGUCAUAGUUACGGUACUACUUCUUCCAUGACGCCGGAAGAUCACGAAGUUGCUGCUUGUUUGCUUUUACUUGCAAAUUCAAAUUCGAAGAUGAACAACAACAGUAUCAACAAAACGGCGAAGCUUAAGGCGGUUGCGGCGGUUACUACGGUUGGUACUACGGUGGAUGAUUCAUCUUCGGUUAUGGAUCAAGAGAAUAAUAAUAAUGCUCAUUUUGUGUGUUCGUGUUGUAACAAGGUGUUUGGAUCGCAUCAGGCUCUUGGAGGACACAGAGCAAGUCACAAGAAUGUGAAAGGCUGUUUCGCCAAUACAACAACUUCUUCACCACCACCACCAACAACAACAACAGUAACCGCUUCCGGUAGUAGGAUGCUGACGUGGACACAACAAACUCAAGGCGGAGGAGGAGAUCAUGCUUUUGUUAGUGGUGGUGAUCAUGAUGAAUAUAACCACCACCAGGCGAUGAUGAAUUUGAUGACGGUGCCGCGUGACGGUUACAAUGCUGACGUGGAAGGGGAAACGGUUAUUGAGAGUAGUGGAGGAGGGGGAGGACAUAAGUGUGGUAUAUGUUUGAGGGUAUUUACAACUGGACAAGCACUUGGUGGACAUAAGAGGUGUCAUUUUGAUUCAUCUAAUUCCAUUGCUGCAACGACUUCUAACAAAUCAUCAUCAUCUCUUAAUGUUGAUUUGAAUUUCCCUUUUCCACCUCUUCCUCCUCCACCUCCUGAUCAUGCUGAUCCUCCUCUCACUCUUGAUUUAAAGUUAGGACUUUGA
Molecule: messenger RNA, 1104 nt
Organism: Vicia faba (fava bean)
Lineage: Eukaryota; Viridiplantae; Streptophyta; Magnoliopsida; Fabales; Fabaceae
Source: the annotation of a GenBank genome assembly